AUGACUGUCCCUUGCAUGUUCAAGGGGGAGCAUACAAAGCUAAACCAUAUCUUAGUCCUCACUCCUCACAAGAAGUCAAACAUGUGGAACACUGAACUCUGGGUUGGUUUAGCUGGGGGUAUAGUUGGAAUAUUCAUUGCUUUUGGAGCAGUCGUCCUUGUAAUCAGAUUAAAGAACAAAAAGGAAAAGAAAGGGAUUGGGAAAGGAGGGGACUUGGAGCUUCAGCAUCUCAACCUCAGUGUAAGAACAACCUGCGACAAGAAGGUUUCUUUUGAGGGGUCUCCUGACAUUGUUAAAGGGAAAAUUAUCGACACCACACCACGUAAGAUGCUCCUGGAGACAUACACUAUUGAAGAGUUGAGGAAAGCAACUGAAGACUUCAACUCAACUAAUCAAAUUGAGGGACCUGUGUUUCAUGGUCGUCUCAAUGGGAAGAGCAUGGCAAUCAAGCGCACAAACUCAGACACACUGACAAAGAUAGAUUUUGGACUCUUCAAUGAAGCACUUCACCACCACCCCAACAUCCUUAAACUGAUCGGAAGGUGCUCAACUGAGGGUCCCGAAUCAUAUCUUGUCUUUGAAUUUGCAGAAAAUGGAUCUCUGAGAGACUGGCUUCACGGUGGGCUGGCCAUCAAGAACCAGUUCAUUUCUUCCUGCUAUUGUUUCCUUUCAUGGAGCCAGCGGCUAAGGAUCUGCCUUGAUGUGGCCAUGGGUUUGCAGUAUAUGCACCACGUGAUGAACCCAAGCUACGUGCAUAGAAAUGUGAAGAGCAGAAACAUAUUUUUAGACGAAGACUUUGGUGCCAAGGUAGGGAAUUUCGGGAUGGCAGGGUGUGUUGAGAAUGAAACUGAGGAUCCACUUUCGUAUUCUACCAAUCCCGCCUCUUGGAGCCUGGGCUAUUUGGCCCCUGAAUAUGUGCGCCAAGGUACGAUUUCCCCAAGCAUUGAUAUUUUUGCUUAUGGGGUGGUUUUGCUGGAAAUGCUAUCAGGUCAAACACCCAUAAGCAAGCACAAUAUGAAAGGAGAAGGAAGCAUUUGGCUCACAGAGAAAAUCAAGUCCCUUUUUAAGUCAGAGAAUGUGGAUGAACUAAGGGAGUGGAUGGACAGUACGUUGGGUGAGAAUUACUCAUUCGAUGCAGCUAUCACAGUGGCAAAACUUGCAAGAGCUUGUGUAGAGGAAGACCCCUCUCUGAGGCCUAGUGCAGGGGAAGUUGUUGGGAAGCUUUCAAAAUUGGUUGAGGAGUUACCAGAAGAGGAGCACUUGUUCUCUGAAAGCUCAACCAAACCUCUGGUCAAGGCACCUUUAAACAAUCAGUGAAAAGAGGUAUUAAAGAAGCAGAACAAGUAAUUCAUGGUUGUUAAUUGUGGAUCUUUGGUUUUAAAGUAAAACAGAGCAAACGAAGAUAGUUUCGGAGGGGAAAUAUGAUUUUCUGAUUGAUCCAAAAAAUCUCCAUGUAGAGAUCGCGAGUUAUUUGUACUUUGUA
Molecule: messenger RNA, 1483 nt
Organism: Neltuma alba
Lineage: Eukaryota; Viridiplantae; Streptophyta; Magnoliopsida; Fabales; Fabaceae
Product: protein LYK2-like
Exons: 2
Coding region: 1-1317 (438 amino acids)
Biological process (GO): protein phosphorylation
Molecular function (GO): protein kinase activity; ATP binding
Source: RefSeq, a predicted model, not a curated record